This is a messenger RNA of Trichomonas vaginalis G3, 519 nucleotides long. RefSeq lists its product as uncharacterized. NCBI's taxonomy places the organism in Eukaryota, Parabasalia, Trichomonadida, Trichomonadidae. The transcript has a single exon. Bases 1 to 519 code for a protein of 172 amino acids. The record is from RefSeq and is a predicted model, not a curated record.
AUGGAAUUAAGCCCUGCCAGAAGAAACAAUAUGACUAAUACUUCUAUUGUCCCAUCCGUGGAAGGUCCAUUAAAGCAAACCCGGCUUGUUUUGAACAAUGCCAUCCUGGCAGCAAAAGAUUGCUUUACACCACAUCGCACAAAAUUAGGAGAAUCGCAAAUUCUCAUCGAUAAUGCUAUUGCUCUUCAGUCCUCUGCAAAUAGAUUUAAUGAAUCUAUUGUAAACUUUAAUGCAAAACAUAAUCAAAAACUAUAUGAUCAAUUAGUCGAAACGAACAAUGCUUUAGAAUCAACACUUAGCGCAUUUACAGACUAUUCACAGGCUGUUAAUUCAACGAGAUCAUCAACUAUUAAAACAGUUUUGCUCAAUGCAGCUUCUUACUUGCCAGGCAUCGUAUAUUGGCUCUUUGAAUCACUUAAACCUGAGAUCAAACCAAUUAUAAAGCCUGAGGUAGUUAUUGAUCCAUUGUUAUCGGAAACAUGGAAGAUUUAUCAAUCUCUCCUUAGUAAUUCAAGCUGA